Poecilia reticulata (guppy) is the source of this 1188-nucleotide messenger RNA. Lineage: Eukaryota; Metazoa; Chordata; Actinopteri; Cyprinodontiformes; Poeciliidae. The record is from RefSeq and is a predicted model, not a curated record.
GUUCACUUCAACAUUUAUUCCACAAGGCAAGCGUAAGAAGCGACCAUGAAAAACCUUUCAGCUCUACUUCUGCUGCUUCUCCAGGGAACGGUGCUGGCUCGAACAUAUAAAAAUGUUGCAUUGCAUGGAAAAGCCACCCAGUCUCACCGGAUAGAGCAUCCUCUUUCAUCUGCCUACAAUGCCAUUGAUGGAAACCGUCAGGCUGACCAACUUGCAGGAUCAUGCACUCACACUAUUGCAAUGACCAAUCCCUGGUGGAGAGUGGACCUGCUGGAUUCCUACAUUGUCACUUCAAUGUCCGUCACCAACAGAAGAGACUGCUGUUCGGAACGACUGAACGGAGCAGAGAUUCACAUUGGCAAUUCUUUACUCGACAACGGUGCUGCAAACACAGUGGUUGCUGCCAUUUCUCAUAUCCCAGCAGGAAGGACUUUAACCAUUACAUUUACCAGACAUGUGGAAGGCCGUUAUGUGACUGUUGUGCUUCCAGGUUUAAACAGAAUGCUUACACUCUGUGAGGUGGAGGUUUAUGGAUACCGCGCUCCAACUGGGAAUGUGGCAAUUUAUGGAAAAGCCUCACAGUCAACGGUUUAUCCCGGAGCCAUCGCCUACUAUGCUAUUGAUGGGAACCGUGCAGCACUGUGGAGCCAGAGUUCCUGCAGUGCCACAAAUAAUGACUUUAACCCCUGGUGGAGACUGGACCUGGGCAGCACCCACAGAGUGUUCAGUAUUAACAUAACCAAUCGGGUAGAAUAUCCCACUCGAAUUAAUGGAGCUGAAAUUCGUAUUGGAGAUUCACUUGAUAACAAUGGAAAUAACAAUCCCAGGUGUGCUGUGAUCUCAACCAUCUCUCCAGGUUCUACUGAAACCUAUCAGUGCAACGGCAUGGAUGGUCGAUACAUCAACGUUUUCAUACCUGGAAGAAAUGAGUAUCUCACACUGUGUGAGGUGGAAGUGUACGCAUCCCAACUGGAUUAAACUAAAGAUUCUAUGACAGGGAUGUCAUUUCAUUUAUAAGAGUCUCCACAAUAUAAAUUAUGCAGUUGUCAUACUUAAUUAUAGUUAGAGUCAAAGCUUAGAAAAUUGUGACCACAAGAUGGCAGAAAAUCCUCACAAUGAAUUAAGUGUCAAAGCUCUCCUUCAGACAUUUAGUCAUAUCACAAAGGGUGAGCUUUCAAGAGUUUUAAA